UAAUAGUUUGAUUUCAAUCAAGCGUCGUACAGCGUGUACCGAACACAAAAGUUCCGUGAAUCAAGCCUCGUUGCCUCGGCGGAUCAAUUUGCUCAUGAUUUUCAGUUAAAAGCUGGAAGUGCUCGAGUUAAGAUCGCCUCGCGAAAUUCGAAACACGACAAAAGUUAAUUUAUUUAAUAACAAAAAAAGUCGCAUAAUAAUAGAAGAGAAUAUACGCGACGACGAACAGUGCUUUGUGAGUGUUUCGUUAUUGUUGUGAAUUAUUAUUGUAGAAUUUUGUAGCGACGAAUGAAUAGAGACGCAGACAAACAACAAUGAUAACGAUGAUAUAACCGAGAAUCGUGUGUGAAUGAAUAGAAAGACUGCAUAGAAAAAAAAGAGUGGAAACAUAUAGAAAAAUAACCAACAAUCAGCUGUUGUGUUCGAUUUUUUUCACGUUGCACAACUUCGGACGCGAAAUAUGGUGUACCGAUUUACAAAUAGUCGAUCAGAUUUUAUUUUUAGCGGAUCAUUACCCGAUGAGACGAUUACCUAUUCACGGAAAGGAGGAUGCUUUGUGACGAUUUGUCGAGGAAUUGCUAUUGCAGUGUUGUUGCUGAUUUUCAUAUUUUUCCUCACAUUUACAAUAUUUUUUGCUACCAAGUAUGCCUAUGAUAUAAAACCCAACAUCACGCUCGAAGACUUCCUCAACCAUCGUCCCUACAUCAUCGACAAACGCGUUCGCACGCCCAAACACAUCAUCCCGAAGCACUAUUGUCUCUAUAUCGCGCCCAUUUUCAACGAGACCAAGAAUCCCUUCUCCUACAACGGCAUCGUCUGGAUCACAAUUCUCUCGAAACGUCACAACACGAAACGCAUCGAAGUCAACAUCAAGGAGCUGGACAUCAAACCGAGCGACGUCAGCGUUUACCGGAGUUUGAAACUCACGAGUCUCGACUUUGACGACGACCCGGAAUGGGACUCGAAGGAAAUCACGAAAAACAGCGUGACGCGACGCUCGAAACGCGAAACGGAGGAAACGGCGGAAGAAGAAGCUGGCGAGGAAAGUGAGGAAGAAGAAACGGAAGAAACUCCCACAGAAACCGAGGAGGAGGAGGAAGAAGAAGAAGAGCCCGUUGUCGCUGCAGUUCAAGACUCGCCGCCAGAUGACGCUGAAGAAGAUGACACAGUUGACGUUUCCGAAAGUGGCGACGAGGAAGAAAUUAACGACGCAGCCGAGGAAAUUCCCGAAGAAGAUGAAGUUGCGGCGGCGUCAAGUACAGCUGAACCGGAAUCCGCGUCGACCUCAACUAAGCGCCCGCGAAACAAAUAUCAUCACAUCAACUUGGAAAAAGAGGAAUUUAUUCCGAUUAAAGUCACGGAUGUCGAGCACGAUGAAGCGAAUGAGCGACUUUUCAUCUAUUUGGGCACGGAAAUGAAAAAAGACAUUUAUUACAUCGUACGGAUUAAUUUUAGUGGCAACAUGACGCACGAUCGAGGACUUUAUUUUACGACUUAUGAGGACACAGCGAAUGAAAUCAGUUAUUUUACGGCGACUUUUCUUGAGCCAGAUGCACGUUUGCUGUUUCCCUGCUUGGAAGAUCACAAUAUUCAGACCCCGUAUGACAUUAGCAUCGCACGGAAUGGGAAUAUGGUGACAGAUUCCAUCUCGGAUCUCGAGGAAGCGGAAAUUAUGAAUUCAACUUGGUUCGUCGACGAAUACAAUCGAACAAGUUCAGUUCGUGCCUCGGAAAUUGGAUUUAUCGUCACAAAUAUGCAACCUCGCUCAUUCGAAAUUACUCCAAAUUUGACAUUUAUUUUUUAUGCACGCGAAAAAUACACUCCUGACUUGAAUUAUACCGUUGACUUGUUAAAAGAUGUCAUUCAGAUCUACGAAAAUUAUUUUGAGAGUCAAUUCCCGUUCGAGCGAGUCAAGUACGUUUGUGUCCCGAAUGGACCUCCAUCGCAACGAGAAGUUAAGGAUAGCAUGAUUUUAUCGAGUGAACAUCACAUCUUAUACAGCCAUUAUUUCCCGUCGUUCCCGAAGGAAUACGUCGAUCAAACCGUCGCUUACGAAGUCGCUCUCGAAUGGCUCCACAAAACCUACGAAUGGCAAUACACGGACCAAUAUUGGGUUUACGAGGCAUUGCCGCUUUUCAUACAAAAUGUCGCUCUCGAUCACCUCCAGCACCGUUCUGAGAAGGGAAAUUCGGACCAACUCAUUAUCGGCGAUCGUUUCAAGGCGUUACGCGACGAAAUCAACUUCAAAACGACAGCAAUCAACGUUUUCGACAACGACUGGGACGAUUCCAAGUAUUAUCAUUUUAUUCAGCGCAAAGGUUACAGCAUCUUGCGAAUGUUUAAUCGCACUCUUGGCGAGCCCGCAUUUCAGGGAGGCGUCAAAAAAUUCGUUUCAGAGCGAUUGGCGAAGGAAAGUUCCCUUUUUAAUGAGUGUCUCGUUGGGGCAGUUGACAAUUCAUCGAAGACAGCGAAGGAAAUUAGCAUUAGCGAUUAUAUUCGAUCGUGGCAGGCGAUGGAAAAGUAUCCGAUCAUUAAUGUGACGAUAGAUCGCGAAACGGGAGAUAUUAAAGUGGAUCAUGUUGAAUUUUCGUUCGGUGAUGAGGCGUUGCAUCAAAGUGUGAGCAUUCCGAUUUAUUAUACGAAUGAUUCCGUGAAGAAUUUCGAUUAUAUGGGAUUGGAGUGGAUUAAGGCGCCGUAUAAUUCGACGGUUAUUAAGGGAGCUUUGGAUGCUGGAACGAAUGAGUCGUGGGUUAUUUUGAAUCCAAUGGGAAUUGGAUAUUAUCGCGUGAAUUACGACACCGAAACAUGGCAACAAUUUGCAAAUAUCCUCAAGGAGAGUCCCGAUGACUUCCCACACUACACACGUGCCUUACUGAUUGAUGAUGUUUUGAAUUUAGCGAGAUUUGGAUUUGUAAACUACUCAAUAGCGUUCGACUUGAUUUCUUACCUGAACGUCAAUGAGAAGGAAUAUUAUCCAUGGAAGGAGGCUUUUGAAAAUCUCAAGUAUUUGUACAAUAUUUUGAAGGAUCGUCCUGGCUUUGAAAUUAUUGAGAAAUUCAUGGUCGAAACAAUCAAGCCCGUUUACGAAGAAUUCAUCACAAAAGAUUCCGGCGAAGGUAGUUCGCAAGGCGAGGAAAAGCUCCGCAUCAAAAGUCUCAUCUACGAAUGGGCCUGUCUCGUGGGUCAUCCGCCCUGCAUCGAGCACCAAAAACGCGAAUUCUACAAAUUGAUCGAGCAAAAUAUCAUCAUCGACUCGCAAAAGUCCCUCGACGAAGACGAACUCUACUUGAUGGUUUGCACGACAAUUCAGUACAGCGGCAACCACGAAUGGAACACGUUGGCGGAAAGUCUCCCGAAAACCAUCGACUUGAACGAGAAAAAAACUUUGUUGCGUGGCAUGGGAUGCACUCGCGAAAUCCACAUGAUCCGAAAAUACCUGAAAUAUUUGACGGAUGACGAAAUGUACAAACUUGCGGGCGAAAUUAUUUUGGCGGUGAGUCAAAAUAAAGUCGCGCUGAAGUACACCUUGGAUUAUUUGUACGACAAUUGGAGCAGCGUGACGCAAUAUCACGAUUUGAAGGACUUGACGCUCAUGUUUAACAGCAUCGUUAAUCGGAAUGAGUUUGAAAUUUUCCGUGGAAUUUUCGCCAAGAAUUUCGAUAAAUUCACGACGCGCGAUAAGGAAUUGCUGCGAACGACACGUGCCAUGAUACUGAAAUCGCUGGAUUGGAAGGAGCAAAUAUCACGUCUCAUACAAAAUUAGCACGAAAUUUGAUUUUUGCACCACUAAUAAGCCAUAAUCACGUUUUUUUCUCGAUAUUUUAAAAGAAAAAAUAAAACUUUAUUUUAAUAUUA
Culicoides brevitarsis is the source of this 3855-nucleotide messenger RNA. RefSeq names its product glutamyl aminopeptidase-like. The transcript has 9 exons. The record is from RefSeq and is a predicted model, not a curated record. Gene Ontology annotation, biological process: peptide catabolic process; proteolysis. Bases 461 to 3763 code for a protein of 1100 amino acids. Gene Ontology annotation, cellular component: cytoplasm. NCBI's taxonomy places the organism in Eukaryota, Metazoa, Arthropoda, Insecta, Diptera, Ceratopogonidae. Gene Ontology annotation, molecular function: peptide binding; metalloaminopeptidase activity; zinc ion binding.